Molecule: messenger RNA, 2744 nt
Organism: Tarenaya hassleriana
Lineage: Eukaryota; Viridiplantae; Streptophyta; Magnoliopsida; Brassicales; Cleomaceae
Product: auxin response factor 9-like
Exons: 14
Coding region: 380-2347 (655 amino acids)
Biological process (GO): response to hormone; regulation of DNA-templated transcription
Cellular component (GO): nucleus
Molecular function (GO): protein binding; DNA binding
Source: RefSeq, a predicted model, not a curated record
UCGCGUAGGAUGAGACGCGCGCAAAGGGAAGUGAGAUUCUUUCUGAGGAGAGAGAAGGUGGUUUUCGGAGAUAGAGAAGCGGUUUCACGGGGGGAGAGAAAGAGAGAGGUGGUUUUGUAACGGCUGCAGAAGAGAGUAUUGGUGGUUUUCUCUUGCGUUACGAUUCAGAUCUCGCGAUCGUUACAUGCAGGAGAGAGAGAGAGGGAGAGAGAAACGUGGAGGUGGAAUCCGAGACUCGUGGCUUCUGCAAUUAAAUCGAAGUUAGGGCUCCUAAAUUGGAGUGUCUCGACCGUUUUGGCGAGUUUCGGAGAAUUUCAACAACUUCUGAUUCAGGAUCUUUCACUGGCUUUGACUUCGUUUUGCUUGGGAGCUCGAGCUGAUGGCGAAUCGUGGAGGUGCGUUUAUUCAGCCUGUGAGUUUUCCAGGUGGAGUUUUUGGCCAACCAGAUGACGGAGGUGGAGGAUAUUUAUACGAGGAGUUAUGGAAGUUGUGCGCGGGACCUCUAGUCGAUGUUCCUCGACCUGAAGAAAACGUAUACUACUUUCCCCAGGGGCACAUGGAACAACUUGAGGCGUCAACAAAUCAGGACUUAAAUAAGAUGAAACCGCUUCUCAAUCUUCCUUCGAAGAUUCUUUGCCGUGUUAUGAACGUGACUCUUCAGGCGGAGAAAGAAACGGACGAGGUUUAUGCCCAGAUUACUCUGAUACCAAUAGGAACCCAAGCUGAUGAGUCUACAUGUCGUGACCCAUGUCCUCCCGCACCCCAAAGGUCAACCAUUCACUCUUUCAGCAAGGUUUUGACAGCAUCUGAUACCAGCACACAUGGUGGGUUUUCUGUUCUCAGAAAGCACGCAACAGAAUGCCUUCCCCCAUUGGAUAUGACCCAGCCAACCCCGACCCAAGAAUUGGUUACUCGGGAUAUCCAUGGUCAGGAGUGGAAAUUCAAGCAUAUUUUCAGAGGUCAACCAAGAAGGCACCUUUUGACGACGGGGUGGAGCACCUUUGUCACAUCCAAAAGAUUAGUUGCUGGGGAUUCCUUUGUUUUCCUAAGAGGGGAAAACGGGGAGUUGCGUGUUGGAGUAAGAUGUGCUGCUCGCCAACAAAGCAGUAUGCCUUCUUCCGUGAUAUCGAGUCAGAGCAUGCAUCUGGGAGUGCUUGCAACUGCAAGUCAUGCCAUCCAUACCCAAACCAGGUUCACUGUGUACUAUAAGCCAAGGACGAGCCAGUUCAUCGUCAGCUUGAACAAAUAUGUAGAAGCCUUGAACAAUAAAUUUUCUGUUGGAAUGAGAUUUAAGAUGCGGUUUGAGGGAGAGGAUUCCCCAGAAAGAAGAUUUUCUGGCACAGUUGUUGGCGUUAACGACUGCUCCCCUCAUUGGAUAGACUCCAAAUGGCGAUGCCUAGAAGUUCAAUGGGAUGAACCUUCAUCAAUUUUAAGACCUGAUAGGGUUUCUCCUUGGGAGAUUGAGCCUUUUGUGCCUUCUUCGGCAAAUAUUGCUCAAUCAGUUGCGCCAAAAAACAAAAGGCCUCGGCAAGUUAACGAAGUAUCUAGUCUUGAUUUAGGCUCGCCAGCACCAAACCUUUGGAGUUCCACAUUAACACAAUCUCAAUCCCACGUGUUUGCCCAAUCGUGCAUCACCUCCCAGAUGAGUGGUUCACAACAUUGCUAUCGAGAUGCAACUGAGGAUACCAAGAGUGUUUCUGAUUGGCUAAUGAACCGUUAUUCAAUCCCGCCCAUGGCAAAGCUUAACAAUGAGCAAUUGGGUUUCCCAGUAGAGGAGAAGAAACCCGAGACAGUCACUAGUUACAAAUUAUUUGGAAUUGAUCUGAUGAGUAACUCCACUCCAGCGACUCCUGUGGAGAAAACAACUAAUGCCCUUCCAAUUAACAUAUCGAGCCCAACGGUUGAAGCUGGCUCGGAGCAAAAAUCUGAGGUUUCCAAAGACUCUAAAGAGAAAACGCAGGUGUCCCCAAAAGAGGUCCAAAGCAAGCAAAACAGUUCCAGCAGAAGCUGUAUCAAGGUUCAGAUGAAGGGAGUAGCAGUAGGAAGGGCGGUGGAUUUAACUGUGCUGGAAGGGUACUAUCAGCUGUUUGAUGAGCUGGAGAAACUCUUUGACAUCAGGGGAGAACUCCGGCCUCGGAAUCUCUGGGAAAUAGUUUACACUGACGAUGAAGGAGAUAUGAUGCUCGUCGGUGAUGAUCCGUGGACUGAGUUCUGCAAAAUGGCGAAGAGAAUAUUCAUAUGCUCGAAGGAGGACGUGAAGAAAAUGAAUACUGGCGACAAACUUCCCAUCUUAUCUGAUGGUGGUGAAGCAGCAUCGCUUCCGAGCUCAGAUAACAUGUGGAACUAGUUUCCCUCUCUGCAUGUCCUUCUGUGUAUGUAUGUCUUAGAUUUGUCUGUGUUCUGUUCUGUCUGUUAGGGUGGGUGGGUUAUAGAAAAGAUCAAGAAGAGAGAGAGAGAGAGAGAGAGAGAGAGAGAGAGAGAGAGAGAGGACACAUUGGUUUAAAUAGAGGAACCACACACGCAGAAAAUAAAAGAAGAGAGGGUGCUCGGAUUUUUUAGAGCACAGUAAGUAGAAGGCUGAAAGUGGGGUUUAGGGUUUACUUUGUGGGGUUUGAUAUGAUGUGAAUAUUUUGGGACUUUGGAAUUUGGAUCAUCACAUCCUCCUCCUUGCGUUUCUAGACACCGCUUUUUCAAGUGUUUGCCUGUGGCAAUGUCAAUAUAGUAAUGUCAAUUUGGUACCAGAA